AUGUCUACCCCAGCAGCGAAACGUCGUCGAAUGGAAGCGGCAAACACUCUCCAAAAACCCUUCCGGUCACCUUUUAAGACUCCGUUCAAAUCGCCCCUCAUCAAAGCCCCAAACACUCGAGCUUCUACUGCCGCAGCCGCAGUCUCUACUCCUCUAUCUUCCAAAACUUCGAGUUCUUACCCUGUCGUGAGCAUCCCAUCUCCAAGUACCGCGACACGUACGAAGAGAUCUUUCACGUCGCCGGUUUCAGCGGCGGUUCUCAAUGCCGACCCAGAUAUUGCUCCAUUACUUAAGGAGCAGAGGGAGUUAGAGAAACAACUGAGGGAAGUCAAGGAGGAGUUGGACAUGGCAGAACAGGCGAAGAAGAUUGAGAAGGAUAGUAAGAAUAAAGAUAAGGAUGGAAGUGGAGAGAUUGACGGGGAGUUGGUAGAAUUAUGUGAAAAAUGGAAGGGCGCGAGUCGAUUGGCAGCGGAAGAGUUGUUUGGGAAGGUUAGAGAUAGGGUUAAUAGGAUGGGUGGACCGAGAGCUUGGAAGGAAAUGCAGAAGAGACAACAGGAGUUUCAAAAUAACUGGGAUCAGGACGAUGCCAAUAACAAUAACAAUAACAAUAACAAUAAUAACGAUUCCGACAAUGAGGACGACGGUAAGGAUUUAGAGAAGCGAGACGUUUAUGCAGAGUAUAGCAUUGAUCCUGAGACGGAGAAUGAGAAGACACAGAGAGCCCCGGGCCUUGGUGAUACUGGGGAGAAUCCUGGAGAGGAAGAUGAGUUUACAAUGGCAAUGAUGUUAAGAACAUUGAAUGUGGAUUUGGCGGCAAUUGGUUGUUGCUUGAGAAGAAGUGUUCACAAUAUUAUCAAUGGCAUGCUCUCAGGAACACUGGCGUACAAGAAGGUAGAACAUUAUCAUGUUAUCAGAGGACAUCAACUCUUCGGUGGUUGA
Messenger RNA from Sclerotinia borealis F-4128, 939 nucleotides. Lineage: Eukaryota; Fungi; Ascomycota; Leotiomycetes; Helotiales; Sclerotiniaceae. The record is from the annotation of a GenBank genome assembly.